UGUCAUGGAUACUUCUAUAUUGUUUAACUUUCUUCGGAAUAACACUGAUGUCUCUGUUCCUUUUCCAUGGGAACGAGUUCUUGAUAUUCAGAAGGAGCUUGUUUACUACCGCCACUGUGAGUCUGGAUUUGUGAUAUUUGAUUUUAGACCUUUGAUCGAUUUUGGAGAGGGUAUUUGCUUGGAAAACUCUACGGGGUGUAGUUUCAUAGACCAAGAAGUUAUUCACCAAUUGAUAAGUGACAAUCAAGGAUCAAAGGGUCUUUUUCUCUUUCGCACUAGUUGCACCGACAAAACAUUUUAUGCCAUUGUAGAACAAUCAAUAGCUCGAUGCCCAUUGUGCAAAUGUUUAAUUAGCUGGUUUCCUUGAUUUAAUAGUCCAUCCAAUAUGUGGGAAUCAAAGAAAUAUUGUUUGAAAGAGUCGUCAUCAUGUUUUGUUUUUGGUUGUCAUUGUUAGUUUUCUUUUCUUUUUUUCUUUUUUUCUUU
Cajanus cajan (pigeon pea) is the source of this 483-nucleotide messenger RNA. The record is from RefSeq and is a predicted model, not a curated record. Lineage: Eukaryota; Viridiplantae; Streptophyta; Magnoliopsida; Fabales; Fabaceae.